Chenopodium quinoa (quinoa) is the source of this 1026-nucleotide messenger RNA. Its product is annotated as probable inactive nicotinamidase At3g16190. The record is from RefSeq and is a predicted model, not a curated record. Lineage: Eukaryota; Viridiplantae; Streptophyta; Magnoliopsida; Caryophyllales; Amaranthaceae. The coding region runs from base 110 to 679 and encodes 189 amino acids. The transcript has 5 exons.
ACAAAAUUUUGUACUGUCCAUCGUGAACACUUUGGUGACUAACUCUUGCACACCAUCUAUUUGUAAAAUUGUCUGAGAGACAAAACGCAGCUAGAUAUUGCAACAAAAAAUGGCUGAAAAAUGGAAGAAAACAGCUCUUCUUGUCAUCGAUAUGCAAAAUGAUUUCGUAUUGCCUGGUGCGCCGUUGCUGGUUGAUGGUGCUGCUGCAAUCGUUCCGAAUGUGAUAAAAGCUGUUGAAGUUGCUAGAGAACGUGGCAUGCUUGUAGUUUGGAUUGUUCGGGAGCAUGAUGCAUUAGGGAGAGAUGUUGAACUCUUCAGAAGGCACUUGUAUAGUGAUAAGGGGGGACCCACUGUAAAAGGACAUGAAGGUGCUGAGCUUGUUGAAGGACUUGAGAUACACAAAGGGGAUUAUAAGUUGGUUAAGACACGAAUGAGUGGUUUUUUUGCUACUAACCUUCAUUCAUUUCUGCUAACUUCUGGAAUUGAUAGCUUGGUAUUUGUUGGAAUUCAAACUCCUAAUUGCAUUAGACAGACAGUCUUUGAUGCAGUAGCGUUGGAUUUCCCUUCUGUCUCUGUCAUUGUCGAUGCCACAGCUGCUAAAACUCCUGAAGUUCACUAUGCCAACAUUUCCGACAUGAAAAAUAUUGAAGUAGCAACUCCGACCUUAGAAGAAUGGUAAGGCAGAUGGUUGAUGAAGACUUGUGUUUCUCUCUGGCAGUAAUAUACGGUAUCUUAUAUGGCUCUACAAACAUGUUUGCUGUUGCCAAACUUCUAUCUGUAUGAUCUGUCGUCUCAACGGAUUCUUGGGUGCUCUACUAGUAUGCUAUAUAUCAUGAUAAAUUGAUAAUAAAUGGUCUUAUGAUGCAUGCAAUAGCAUGUAAUGGUUAUCAAUUUGUUCCUGUAAAUUGAUUGUACUUCAAUAAAAAUUUGUGCCUUUUGUAUUAGGGUUGAGCCAUCACUUCUUUUUUCUUUUUUUUUAUUGGACAACACAUUACAAGAUUUUAAUAAUACUCUUUUUAUUUGAUA